GUUUCAGUACGUGACUUGACGCUGUUACAAACCAGAAGCAGUGGUAUAAGUAAAGGUUGAUAGAUGCAGUUUGCUGUUUCUCCGACUAUUUCUGUGUGUUUUUGGAGUAAACGUCCAAGCUUUGUUUAGUUUCAGAGUUGACAGCAGCAUCAUGGCAUCUGGAGGCCCUGUGAUGAACGGCAAUGUCUCUCGCUCUCCAGGACAGUCUGCCACGCUUGAGGAAACCCUGCAGCAAAUGAACAUCCUCAUCCAGGAAAACCGAGACCUGAAAGAGGCCCUGCAUCAGACUAACCUGAUGAUGAAGGAGCGUUUCGAGGGUCUGUCUGUGUGGCGGGAGAAGCAGCGGGAGGAGCGGGACUUUUUAGAGAGACGGCUGGAGGAAGCUCGGGGCCACAUGGAGGCCCUGACCCUCCAAAACCAGGUGCUGAGCAAGAAGCUGGAGGAGGUGGGGAUGGCAGGAGGGUGUCAUUUCCAGGCAAAAUCAUCCACUCAGAGUGCAGAGCUAGAUGUGCUGCGUGCCCAGGUUGCUCGCCUGCAGGCAGAGAAGAACGACCUGGUGGCCAUGAACUCAGAGCUACAGCUAAAGGCAGACCAGGACUCUCGGGACAACUCAUUCAUAGAGAUCAUCAAGGUCUCGGAUGUAGACGUCAACGGUGUGAAUGAUGCAUGCAGUACAGAGCGCAGAAGAUGUCCAGACCUAAAUAUGACAGCAUCUCGGGUGGACAGCGAGGAGGUGACUGUCAGCCAGCUCCUCCAGUCCCUAAGAAAUGAGACGCACCAGGCGGAGCGGCUGCAGACUGAGGUGUGCAUUUCUGCUGCCAGAAUUAGAGAGCUGGAAGAAAGGAAGAGUAAUGUAAACCAAUCUACACAGACAACUGAGCCACAGAGUACAGACACCAAGGAGGAUUCUGGGAAGGAGGAUAAGGCGGCAUCAGAGGUGGAGAAUCUAAAGUCUCAGAUGAUGACACUGUUCAAAGAGCUGCAGCACGCCCAGAGCAGGCUGGAUGAAGCAGAAGGCAUGAAGAAGAACCUGCAGGACAGAUGUCGUGAAGUGGAACAGGACGUGGCUAGUCUGAAGGCUCAGCUGGUGGAGAAACCAGCUGUUCAGUCAGAGAAUGACCGACUGAAGCUGCAACUGGACAGCAUGCAGAGCCAGAUAGAGCAGAAGACGGCUGGGGAGGAGAGGAACAACCUGGCCCAGCUUAAGGAUGCCUAUACCAAGCUGUUUGAAGACUACAAUGAGCUCAAAGAGGAAAGGAAGAAGAGAGAGUCUCAGUUAGUGCAGAAGGAGGUGGUGGAUGAACUACAGGACCGGCUGACUGCUGCUGAAAAAGCCUUGGCUGCAAAACAGAGCCAGAUUGAUGACAUGAAGCAGGAGAUCUUCCAGAAGGAGAAGGAGUUAGAGACUAUAUCUGUGUUUAAGGCCCAAGCAGAGGUCUACUCCUCAGACUUCUAUGCAGAGCGGGAAGCUCGGGAGAAACUCCAUGAAGAGAAGGAGCGUCUGGCUACUCAGCUGGAGUAUGUAAAGAAGCAGCACAUCCAGUUACAGGAGGAGAUGGACUCCCUGGGCAGGCGGUCACUGAAUGAGAUGCAGAGGAGACAUGUAUCACUGGGAGGAAAUCCAUCUGGAACACGGGCAAGUCUGGUUGGAAGAGGCACUGACUGGCAGCAUCAGGGAAACCUUCCCGAACACGCCUGCCCAAAGUGCAACGAGAUCCUGCCGGACCUGGACUCCUUGCAGAUCCACAUCAUGGACUGCAUCAACUAGACCUUCAUCAUUAUAAGCAUCUACAACAACAGCAACUGUAUCAGCACCUUAAAGUGCCCAUGGCAUGCUCAUUGACAGCCACUUAGUGUUCAAUCUUGAGUACGUCUAGAUUAGUUUUGCACCUACCAUAACUCCAAAUAGUCUGUAAUUAUUUCAGCAUGAUAAAACCAGAGAGCCUCUUCCUAAAAACGAGAGGAUAAUUUGUAAACGUGCACACCUCCUGCUGCCGGUGUAGCAUUGAAAGUGGACAGUACAAUGAACCACAACAGCAUUAAUUAGUUAGAAUUUCUCUUCCAUAGAUAGGUAAACAAUGGUAUGUGUAUCGAUGAAAA
This is a messenger RNA of Monopterus albus (swamp eel), 2100 nucleotides long. RefSeq names its product optineurin (gene optn). Gene Ontology annotation, cellular component: cytoplasm; Golgi apparatus; nucleus. Bases 152 to 1768 code for a protein of 538 amino acids. The transcript has 12 exons. NCBI's taxonomy places the organism in Eukaryota, Metazoa, Chordata, Actinopteri, Synbranchiformes, Synbranchidae. Gene Ontology annotation, biological process: protein localization to Golgi apparatus; regulation of canonical NF-kappaB signal transduction; Golgi ribbon formation. The record is from RefSeq and is a predicted model, not a curated record. Gene Ontology annotation, molecular function: K63-linked polyubiquitin modification-dependent protein binding.